GCGGAAGCGGAAGUGGGUGCGCGGAGGCGCGCGGCGCGCUCCCGGCGGACGGACAGCCCUCCCCUCCCUCCCCAGUAUCACCGAUGGAGCAGCCCAAAGGACCAGUUUUCACCCCCACCAUGGAGGGUUGGGAGGGGAUAGAGGAGCUGCUCGCCAAGCUACGGAAACACCUUUCCUGGGAGGACACCCCCAAAGCCCCCCAGAGGAGCCUCGUCUGUGACCGUGUCCUGCGCCUCUGCGUCGAGCAGAUGGCCAAGCCCGGCGGCUGCCCGGCACACGCCAGCAGCCUGGUGGCAGUGGCCGAGGCAGCAUGCCAGGGCUACCUGAGUGCUGUGCCACAGCCUCCUCCUCUCUACCUGGAGAAGAUCCUUUACAAUCUGCUGAAGAACACAGCGAGCUGGAGCAGCGGAGGGGCCUGGGAGAAGGUGGCUGAGCUCCUCUGGGCACGACUCCUCACCUACCACCCCGGCCAAGUGCCCUCCAAGGACCUCACAGCCGUUGCCUAUGGGAGUUUUGCUGUCCUCUGGAGAGCAGCAACCACCUUGGCAGAGCCUGAGGAGGAGGGAGAGGAAGGCAAAGGUGCCCUCUCAGUCCGUCUGCGCUCCCUGCGCUUCCUCCUGCUGCUGGAGGAGGAGAACGAGGCGCUGAGGCCGCUGCGACCCCCCUUCCUCACCUCCCAGACAGCUCAGCAGGCUGCAGCCGCUGCUGCCAUGUACAAAGCCCAGGAGGCACAAGCUUGGGCUUUCCUCAGCCACCAGCUCAAGGAGCAUUUGUUGGUAGCUCUGGAGAAAGAAGUGAAGAAGCCACCGAGCCUCCAGAAAUCCUUCUGCUACUUGGAGCUCACCCUGGAGCGGUGCCGCCACCUCUGCAAGAGCGGCUUGUACACAGAGGCCCAGGAGGCUGUGAAGGAUGCAAAGGGCUUCUUGGCAACCACCAGCACCUCCCUACAUUCUCUCAGGGAUGCUCUGUCCCUCCUGGCAGCUGGGGUUGAGCUGAGCCAGGCUCUGGCUGACGGUCAGAGCCCUGUGGGGUUACCCUUGUCCCGGGCUGCAGCAGCGCUGGAUGGAGUGGCUGAAGCCUCAGAGAGGUUCCUGAGGGUUCUGGCUGAGAGCUGCCAGUUCCUUGUCUUCUCCAUCAUGGAAUACAGCAAGAGGAGCCCUCAGCAACCUUUGGGCUUGGAGGAUGUGCUUGGGCUGUGUUCCUUCACUGAGGCACAGGGCCAUGUCCUCCGGAGGCUGCAGGAGAAGGUUCCUCCUGACUGUGCCAGAGAGAAGCUCACCCUGAAGCAGCUGCUCUACCGCAGCCUCCAUCUCUUUGCCAACGUGGCCACCAGCAGCUUCCAGAGCUCCCAGGAGCUGCGGCGCUUCCCGGGGCUGGAGCGGGUGACCGCCAGCUGCAGGAGGAACGUGGUGUGGAUGGUGGAGGUGCUGGAGGGGCUCCCUGAGACUGACAGAGGCAAAUACCUCAGCACAGCAGCUUGCUGCACGUACAGGUUGGCCCAUGUCUUCUAUGACAAGAACCUUCCUGAGGAAGCCAGUUCCAUCUGUGAGCCCUUCUGUGAGAGGCUGCAGGCAGCAGAUGUCUACACGUGGCCGGAGCUGUCCCUGGAGAGGCUGCAGCAGUGCUUUGGGCUGCAGGUGGAAUGCUACCACAGGCUGGGCUGGCUGGAGAGGGCUCUGGGCUGCGUGGUGCGGUGGCUGACGGCGCUGCGGGGCCGUGGCGGGGAGCUGCUGGCAGAGCCCCUGGCCCUGUGGGUCAGAGUCAAAGCAGAUGCAGUCAAACAGGGGGCUGAGGAGCUGAGGUUACGGACCUUGAAGGAAGCCUUAGAAGGGCACAACCUGGACACAGACACUUUGGUGACCCUUCUCUUUGCUGAGCUCAAGGCCUACAAGAGUGUGCGAGGUGACACUGGGCAGGAGCGUUACAACGUGCUGUGUGACCUGCUGGAGCUGUGCUCCGAGGCCAGUGGCCGCCUGCACCAACGCGCCGUGGGCCUCACAGAGCUGGCCCAGGUCCUGUGCUACCACAGCCACAUCCAGCUCACAGACUGCUCCUCCCUGGACUCGGUGCGUGAGGCUUUGCGGCUGCUGGACCUGGUGCCCAGGAGCGCCCAGAACAGUGACAAGCUCCUGGAUGACAGGGCACAGGCAAUGCUCUGGUUCUACAUCUGCAGCCUGGAAUCCAAGCUGGAGAAGAACAUAGAGAGGGAGCAGAGAGCCAAAGCACAGAGGCUGCAGACCCUGACUGACUUUGAGCCCAAUGACCUCAACUAUGAAAGCAAACAGCUGGAGGACAGGUUCCUGUCCAACACCAUCUCCUUCAACCUGGCCACAGAGAGCGUUCUCUGCAGGAGCCUGGAUAAUGCCUUUGCUUUGUGGAAGAGGCUCCUGGCCAGGCCGGGUGUCCCGGCCGUGCGCAGCCCCGAGCAGACUGUAGCUUCCCUCAACCUCCUGGCAGCUCUCUACAAGCUGAUGGCCAAGCCUUUGCAAGCCAUGGAAAGCUACCUCCUGGUCAGAGACCUGUGCAACGCCCUUGGGGACAACCUGGGCAUGGCCAGUGCCCUGUGCCAGGUCACCAAGCUGCUCUUCCAGCUGGAAUGCCCCAGCUAUGCCCAGCUUUUCCUGGAGGAGAUGGAAUCCUGCCUGCAGAAAGCCCCCAGCAGUGACAAUUCCUACCUGGUGCUGCAGCAAAGCUGCCUCCUGCUCCACAGCAGGCUCUGCUGUGUCAACCACAGGAUUGAAGAGGGUUUCAACCUGUUGCUGAAGGUGCUUCAGAAUCCCCUUCUGCAAAAAACAGCAAAGGUCUGGUACCUGCUGCGAGCCCAUGUCCUGCAGCUGGUGGCCACUUACCUGGGCCUGCCCCACAGCCACCUCUCACCACAGCUCCGGCAGCAGAUGUUCCUGCAAGGCUGGAAGACACCCAAGACAGCUCUCAUCGAAGCCCACAAGCUCUUCCGCAGCAUCAUCCUCCUGCUGAUGGGCAGCGACGUGCUGGGCUCUGACACAACAACAUCCACCACCCAGUUUUUGGAUUAUGGGGACAACGUGCUGCUGAAGUGGCAGGUGCUGGCUGACAUGUUGGCUUGCUCAGAGCACCUCGUGGCUUUCCUCAGCAGCUUGGAGAUGGUGUGUAGAGCCAAAGCUUUCUGCCUGGAGGCUGUCAAGCUGGCCAUGAAACUACAAGCCACUCGUUGGUGUGCUUCUUUCCUGGUGCUGAAGGCUCGGCUGGAGCUGCAACAGAGUGAUCUGGAGCUGAGCCACUUCAACCUCCAGCAGGCUCAGUUCCUCCUGGACUCAGACACUGAGUUCAAAGCCAUCAAGAAGCAGAAAGGCCAGAUCAAGAUCCUGCCAAGGAAGGGCAAACUGGCUGGCAGGAGGCCCCAGAAACCCAUCCCUGAGCCUGGGGAGGAAGAGGAGCAUUUCCUGGAGGGCCCUGCACUGCAGUUCGUGCCCACGGCCAGCGGCCCCAAGGCCGACGCUCUCACCGCCUCACCGGAGCUGAAGCCCGAGAAGAGGAAGAGACUGUCCUUCCUCACCCACCCCUCAACCUGCUCCUGCUGCCUGUGCUCUGACCUGACCCUCUCUGCCCUGUGCCUGCGCUGGCUGCUCUCCUGUGCCCAGUGUGAGCUGGCAGAGGGCAGGGUGGCCGUGGGGCUGGGGCUGCUGCGGGCAGUGCUGCCGCGCUGUGCCGCCGUGGCCGCCCGCUUCGCCCCGCUGCUGAGGGACAAGCUGUGCCAGGGUGGCUCUGGCAGCCAGCAGCUGCCUGCACUGGAGCUGCUGCAUGAUUUGGUGGCCACUGGCUAUGUCACGUUAGCCCUUCAGAGCUUUGCCAGCCCUGAGCAAGGAGAGAAGCUGCAGGAGGAGCUGGAGGAGGGACUGAGCUUCCUGGCCUGCUGCAGACCUCACCUGCCCGGCCUGCAGAGCUCCAGAGCCAGACUAUUGCUUAUCAAAGCCAUGGCUACCGUUUGCCAGAUGGCUCCCAAGCUUGGGGACGCCCUGAAGAUCAUCUCUGAUGGCUCUUGGACCUGCCAGCUGCCCACACUGCCUGUAGCAGAGCCCAAAGUGGCAGCUGUGCCCCAGCCCCUCAAGAUGGACAAACCACAACCACAAAGGCGGAAAAGCAAAGCAGCCAAACCUCGAGCCAAGCAGAGCCAGAGAGCCAAGGCCUUGGCUGUGCACAGCACCACUGAUGCCUUUGCUCUGGAUGAUGAGGUGCCCCACAUUGUCAUCAGGCCUGUGCCCUGCACCCCACACCAAACAGCCUGUGCCCCCACCAGGGCCCCCAGGACUCCCUUCACCAUCUUCAGCGAAUCCUCCCCCUCCAAUGACAAACCCCAACUCCUGCGAGCUCCCAGAGCCCUGGGGAAGGUCAAAUCUCGCUUAAAGGUGACGUUCAGCGAUGACAGUGACGUGGAGGCUCCUGCGCCGGGGCUGAGCCCCGCGGCCACCCGCAAGACAUCCUGUGCCUCCAAAGCCACAGCCUCCAAAGCCCUGAUCUCCAAAGCCACAGCCUCCAAAGCCACAGCCUCCCAGCCCAGCUCCUUGGCAUCUGGUGGCCCAAGUGGCAGUGCCCGAGGCCGGAGAGGCCGCUCAGGUGCCCUCCAAAGCAGGGCUGUGGAGCAGAAGGGGCGGGUGACCCGCAGGACUUGUGCUAAGCCAGCGGAGCAGGAGCGUGAGCUCCUCAGGGCCAUCGAGGAGGAGGAGAAGGUGGAGGAAGGGCUUGAUAUCAGCUUCGAGGUCUUGCAAGUCUCUAAGGAAGAGGGAGGCUCAGGCAGGAGCUGGCAGCAGGAGCACGAGGUGCCACAGGGAGAGGCUGGUGAGGAUGUCCUGGCAGCACAGUGUCUGAGCCAUGGGGACCCCCAGAACCCAGGGGAGACCCUCUGCUCCCCUCCAGCUGCUGAUGCUUCCUCACUGGACACAGUCCUCAAGCUCCUGAGAGAUGCUUUUAGCUGCAUCAGCCACUGUCCUCCCAGUGUGCUCUACAGCCAGGUGUGCCAGCUCCUGGCACUGGCCAUGGGCAACCAGGACCCUCUCACCACUGCCUACCUGCUCUCUGAGUCAGUCUCCAUCACCACUCGCCACCAGCUGCUCAGCAUCUUCCAUAGGAAGAUUUACAAAGAGAAGAAGUCAGCAGGGGAUGUGGCUGAGCAGCUCCGUGGGCUCUCCCUGCAGGAGCAGAGCUCUGCCCAGCGCUGCCAGCGCCUCGCUCAGCUCGAGAGGCUCUUCAUGUUCAGCUCCACGGGGCUGGGGGCUGAGGAGCAGAACAGCUUCCAGACACAGCUGCAGCAGAUACCCAGGGGGGUGACUGUGUGCCUGCUGACCCUGGUCAGCCUCCAGCCUGGCUGCCCUGGGGCCACGCUGCUGCUGACCCGGCUGGAGAAGGGCAGCGCUCCCGUCAACAUCCGCAUCCCCCAGUCCCUCCUGCCCUCGGUGCUGAGUGAUUUUGAUGCCAUCCAGAAGGAGCAGAGGGAAACCACCAACUGCAGGGAGAAGGCGGAGUGGUGGCUGCGCCGCACGCAGCUGGACCGCAGGAUGCAGAGCCUCAUUGAGAACCUGGAGAACAAGGUGCUGGGGUGCUGGAGAAGUGCCCUGAUCCCCACGAGCCCCGAGCUGGGGCUGGCGGAGGAGAGCGGCCGCCUGCACCCGGAGCUGCGCCGCUGCGGCUGGGCCGACCCCCAGCCCGACCUCAUCAAGGUGCUGCUGAACGCCGCUGCCCUGCUCACCCCGCAGGAGGUGCAGGCUUUGGCCUUCGGCCUCUGCCCGGCGCAGCCCCUCCGGGCUCAGCAGCUCUUGCAGGAGGCCCUGGAGAGGUGCAGGGGCUGUGCCAGGGAGGGGCCCAGGGGGUCCCUGCUCCUGGUGCUGGAUAAGCACCUGCAGAAGCUGCCCUGGGAGAGCAUGAGAUGCCUCAAGACUGUGCCUGUGACCCGGCUCCCAUCCCUGAGAUUCCUCCUCAGCUACUCCCUGACACAGAAGCAGGAAGGGUCUGUGCUGAGCCGUGGGGUCAACCCCACCAGCACCUUCUACGUCCUGAACCCACACAGAAACCUGAUGGGCACCGAGGAGCGGCUGAGGGCCUGGUUUGAGAGUGAGACCGGCUGGAGGGGGGUGACAGGAGCCAUCCCCAGCCCCAAACAGAUGGAAGCAGCGCUGGUAGAACACGACCUCUACAUCUACGCAGGGCACGGGGCUGGGGCCUGUCUCCUGGACGGCCAUUCCUUCUCCCGCCUGGAAUGCCGAGCCGUGGUGAUGCUGUUCGGCUGCAGCAGCGCCGCCCUGGCCCUGCGAGGGGAGCUCGAGGGCUCCGGCGUCAUCCUCAAGUACCUGAUGGCCGGCUGCCCCUUCAUCCUGGGCAACCUGUGGGACGUGACAGAUCAGGACAUCGACCGCUACACGCAGGGGCUGCUGCAGGGCUGGCUGCGGGGCGGCCCGGGCGCUCCCCUCCUGCCCCACCUCAGCCAGGCCCGCCAGGCCCCCCGCUUGAAGCACCUCAUCGGGGCAGCCCCCGUUGCCUACGGGCUCCCUGUGUGCCUGCAGUAAGCUGGGGAGGGUGUGGGGGAGGUUCAUGGAGCCCUCUCAGCCCCGUUUGUUACUAAACAGUGUUUUAAUUUGCUGCUUUGGGGAUAAUAAAGUUGGUGCUUUUGCCCCUGUUCCUCGGGGUCCCUUCGCUGCUGCUG
Molecule: messenger RNA, 6673 nt
Organism: Colius striatus (speckled mousebird)
Lineage: Eukaryota; Metazoa; Chordata; Aves; Coliiformes; Coliidae
Gene: ESPL1
Product: extra spindle pole bodies like 1, separase
Exons: 31
Coding region: 84-6536 (2150 amino acids)
Biological process (GO): proteolysis; meiotic chromosome separation
Cellular component (GO): centrosome; mitotic spindle; nucleus
Molecular function (GO): cysteine-type endopeptidase activity
Source: RefSeq, a predicted model, not a curated record